This is a messenger RNA of Coccidioides posadasii C735 delta SOWgp, 930 nucleotides long. The record is from RefSeq and is a predicted model, not a curated record. NCBI's taxonomy places the organism in Eukaryota, Fungi, Ascomycota, Eurotiomycetes, Onygenales, Onygenaceae.
AUGCCUGCCUCAGAUGCCAGCGGCAGUUUUGACGAAGACUCCGUUCACGGCGCAACGCGCAGAACACUGCUGAAAAUUAAGGGAUUCAGUGAAGUUAAGGUGGAAAAGAUCAAGGAGGCAAUUCAGAAAUGCCAGACACAUAAACAUGCAAGACUCAAAGAUGCCUUAGCCCUCGGCUUCGGGUUUCAUAACGGCAAUGGAACUCGGCCAUCAAAGAAAGAGGGUCGUCAGAAUUUCCACUGGCAAAGCGGGUUCCAGAGCAUGAGUAUCAGCGAAGUCUAUGGAGAAUUUCGCUGCGGAAAAACGCAACUUUCGCACACAAUGUCUGUUGUCGCUCAGCUGCCAAGAAGUAUGGGCGGUGCUGAGGGAAAAGUUGCAUAUAUUGACACAGAAGGGACAUUCCGUCCGGAACGAGUCGGACAGAUCGCUGAACGUUUUGGAGUCGAUCCCGAUUCCAGUCUAGAAAACAUCGCGUAUGCGAGGGCGUUAAACAGUGAGCACCAGUUGGAACUCUUGAAUACCCUAUCCAAAGAGUUUGCAGGCGGGGAAUACCGUCUGCUCAUUAUUGACAGUAUUAUGAACUGUUUCCGGGUUGAUUAUUGCGGGCGUGGCGAGCUUGCAGAUCGCCAGCAGAAACUCAACCAGUUUCUCAUGAAACUGGCUCAUAUGGCUGAAGAAUUCAAUGUCUGUGUUCUCAUGACGAAUCAGGUGCAGAGUGAUCCUGGAGCAAGCGCGUUAUUUGCGGGUGCAGAUGGCCGGAAGCCUGUUGGCGGCCAUAUAUUGGCUCACGCCUCAACCACCCGGGUGCUUCUUCGCAAAGGGCGUGGGGAAGAAAGAGUCGCCAAAAUCCAGGACUCUCCAGAUUGUCCGGAACGGGAAGCGACGUACAUUAUCACAAACGGGGGUAUAAAUGACCCGGAGAAGGCAUAG